AUAUGCAAAGCCAAACAAACUCUUCCCAACUCACUUUCUUAGUAGUCGACUACCCUAACAUUCUUUAGUUUCGGUGUUUUUUUCCUUUGCUUCUUCAUUAUGGCUCGUUCAAGCAUUGAUUGCGUGAUGCUGUCGGCAUUGCUUUUCGGUCUUGUUGCUGCACAAUCUCCAUCGCCGGCACCAGCUCCAGUUCAUUCUCCGAGUUCUCCUUCAACCAAUCCGCCAGCCAAUGCUCCAGUAGCCCAUACUCCAUCUUAUGCGCCAAGGCAUUCCGUCUACCCACCGGCUCAUGCGCCUUCACAGAUGAAGACUCCAUCGGCUUCUGCACCCUCUCCCGUUGUCCACUCUGCCCCGACUAAGUCUCCUGUUGUGGCUACAACUCCAUCGAUUUCCAUGCCACCAUCUGAUGCGCUUGCGCCAGCCGAGAAUGCUGCCGUUUUCAACAGAUUUUCUACCGCUGCGCCCGUUGCUAUUGGUGUCUUCGCUGCCGUUUUGCUCAUGUAGAGUCGAUGGCUGGUGUUUUUUUUGGUCUACGGUUACAGAGGGCUUAUCCUUGUGGUUGCCUUCAUUAUCGUUUUUCUUUUCCUUUUUUGAGUGCAUGGGUUUAUAUACAGUCGAUUAUCUGAUAGUUUGACAUUGAUGGAUCUGCCACUUCCGCUUGGCUUCAUCUUA
This is a messenger RNA of Theobroma cacao (cacao), 672 nucleotides long. RefSeq lists its product as uncharacterized. The record is from RefSeq and is a predicted model, not a curated record. Lineage: Eukaryota; Viridiplantae; Streptophyta; Magnoliopsida; Malvales; Malvaceae.